Messenger RNA from Lingula anatina, 957 nucleotides. RefSeq names its product cyclin N-terminal domain-containing protein 1-like. The record is from RefSeq and is a predicted model, not a curated record. Gene Ontology annotation, biological process: reciprocal meiotic recombination. Gene Ontology annotation, cellular component: site of double-strand break. Lineage: Eukaryota; Metazoa; Brachiopoda; Lingulata; Lingulida; Lingulidae.
AUGACAAGCAAAAAUGCAAAAAACACCACGAAAAGAAAACAUGAUGGAAUAUUUGGAACACCUCCUGAGCCUGUCUUCAAUGCCUCUCCCUCAGCUAUGACCCCUGAGAUGUUAGAGGACUGGCUACGAAUCCUUGUGAGCCAGAAUGAGCAGAGAAUGUUGAAAGCUAAUGUAGCUCAUGGAUAUUUUAAGAGUGGAGAUGCCGUUCAGUUUGUGUUUUUAACUUGUGAGCAUUUCAAGUUGGCAGAUGAGGCAAAAUAUAUUGCAGUGGAGCUAUUUGACAGUUUUAUGGUCAGACACAUCACAGACCUGUGGUGUGAGGUCAAAGAGAUGAAGAUCAGUAAAGAAGAGAAGAAGAAAAGGUGGAAGGAGAUCAGGGUUGGGGUGGAGAGACAGAUGGUAAUAAGGGUGGUCAGCUGUUGUCAACUGGCCAGCAAGCUGACCUCUCACUACAAGAUCAUAAGCCCCCGGCGAGUUAAAAAGUUCCUCCAAGAAUUUGUGAACCAGCGGUACAGCGCAGAUAGCAUUAUGCAGUCAGAACUUAGGAUUUUGAAGGCACUUGAGUACAAAGUGAUGAUCAGUUCUCCACUUUUGUAUGUGGAGACAUUGCUGGAAGUAUUAGGCCACACAGAGCCAGACCUGAGUGUGAAGGUCUACCACGGUGUUGGCCUGAAAGUGAUGGACCUGGUUUACAUCCAGAGGAGAGAGAUAUACGAUCUCCUCUUCCUGACGGCUCUGGAACAGGACACAAUAUCAGAAACUGACAGGAACAAGUGUAUUUCAUUAGAGUAUGACAUGUUUCUGCUCUCAUCAUCUGUGAUAUCAGCUGCUUCCUAUGUUGUGGAUCAGACCAAUACAGACAAGGUCAUUGAUCAUUUGAGUCAGAUCACCAAGAUCCCUACCAGUGAUAUUCUGGACUUUGCAACUGUGAUAGUACAACAUAUAUUGCAAAUUUAA